AUGUCGUGUUUGAAAACGACACGGUUAGCACGAACGGUAAAGUUUCUCUCCACAAAGACCUCAUCACCCACGAUACAAGACUUAAACAGAUAUGAUAAUCUUCCAUCAAACUCGAGAGUGUUUUCCAUGGUACAACCCACAGGAAGAAUACAUUUGGGGAACUACUUGGGUGCAGUUAAAAGUUGGAGAACCUUAUCCAACUCCAAUCCUGAUAGUGAGUUUAUAUUUGGAAUUGCAGACUUACACGCAUUUACAAUUUUCAAACCCGCUGAAGAAUUGAAGGAGAAUAGAUAUCAAGCAAUUGCAAGUUUAUUGGCCAGUGGUUUAAACACAUCCAAAUGUACAUUGUACUUUCAAUCGGCUGUGCCCGAGCAUCUGGAAUUAAAUUGGUACCUAACAUGUAUGACGAGUAUGGGACAAUUGAAUAGAAUGACGCAAUGGAAACUGAAGGCACAACAAUCGCAGACAAGUUCAAUAAUAGAUGAAAAGGUGAUGGACUCAACAAAAGCUGGUGUGUUUUGUUACCCGGCUUUGCAAGCUGCCGACAUUUUACUAUACAGGUCGACGCACGUCCCAGUUGGUGACGACCAAUCUCAACAUUUGGAGCUCUGUAGAAACAUUGCAAAGCUAUUCAACAAUUCAUAUAAUGUCGACUACUUUCCCUUGCCCAAGACCUUGCUAACUCCAGCAAAGAAGAUCCUAAGCUUGAAGAACCCGGAAAAGAAAAUGUCCAAAUCUGAUCCGGUACAGGCAUCUUGUGUCUAUGUAACCGAUUCGCCAGAACAGAUCCAGUUGAAAAUAAGAAAGGCAACCACUGACUCGAUACAAGGUGCUUGGAACUUUGAUCCAGUGGUGAGACCAGGUGUGUCAAAUUUGAUCAACAUAAUAUCUGGGUUGACAAAUGAAUCAAUUGAAGAAACUGUCGCAAGUAUACAACAUUUAAAAGACCACAAGAGUUUAAAGGAUUAUGUUGCUGAGUUGAUUGUCAAUGAAUUCGAUGAUAAAAGGCAAUUAUACGACGAACUUCUCAAGAAUAGAGAUUAUCUUGACCAGGUAUGUAGGCAGGGGAGAGAUAAAGCUAGAGAAAGAGCUUUGAUAAACAUCAGAGAGAUUAAGAACAUCGUAGGAAUGGAUUAG
Molecule: messenger RNA, 1137 nt
Organism: Lodderomyces orthopsilosis Co 90-125
Lineage: Eukaryota; Fungi; Ascomycota; Pichiomycetes; Serinales; Debaryomycetaceae
Gene: MSW1
Product: tryptophan--tRNA ligase
Exons: 1
Coding region: 1-1137 (378 amino acids)
Biological process (GO): mitochondrial tryptophanyl-tRNA aminoacylation
Cellular component (GO): mitochondrial matrix; mitochondrion
Molecular function (GO): tryptophan-tRNA ligase activity; ATP binding
Source: RefSeq, a predicted model, not a curated record